Molecule: messenger RNA, 881 nt
Organism: Penaeus vannamei (Pacific white shrimp)
Lineage: Eukaryota; Metazoa; Arthropoda; Malacostraca; Decapoda; Penaeidae
Gene: imd
Product: immune deficiency
Biological process (GO): signal transduction
Molecular function (GO): protein binding
Source: RefSeq, a predicted model, not a curated record
AGACCUAAAGACCAAUCAAACUCAACUAACCCUGUCGUGGCUCCAUCAACAAAGGAAGGAUUCCCAUACAGACAUCCUUUCCGGAAACAAAUUGUGUCAAAGAAAAAUGAGGAUUCGACGAAGGCGUGAGUUAAAGACACUGCCGAGGUGUCCCCAGGAUGGAUAAUAUUAAGACAGAUUCGGCUCCACUUGGGUCCGUGUCCAGUGAUUUUCAACAAGGGAACCCAUCUCGGCCUCAGCGCCAGAUUUACAACAUAACCGGCGGCUCUGCGGUUCACAUUGGCCCCGUUAUCCACAACAUACAUGGAUGUAACCCGCGCUCGCAGCACAAACCCCAGGAUAUGCCCCUUAAAAAGGAUGUUGAAGAGCUCUUGAAGUGCAGUCGCGAGAUCGAGGAACGAGACAAGGUCGAGGUCAGCGAACACAUGGGCAGCAGCUGGAAGAGUCUGGGCCGGGUCAUGGGCUUCUCGGCGGGUCAGCUGGAGAACAUGAUAGCUGACCACACGCGGAAUGUCGACCGAGUGUACGAGAUGAUGAGUCGCUGGCAUGACAGGGAGGCUGAGGACGCGACCGUGGCCAGACUCACCCAGAUGAUCAUUAAGGUGAAGGCUUAUCACGUGCUGAAGAAGCUUACACCUUGAGGACAGCUAAUCAAGGAAAUUGUAAUGUUACGUUUUCUUUUUUAUAUACCUUAACUGCUUGUGUGUGGUUGUUUGUUUUUUCUUCUUCUUCUUCGAAAUAAUACACUGCUAAUUGUAAGGAGAGAUAAAGAAAAUAGCACAGGAAAGGAAAUGGUCUGGAAUAUGUUGUACGACUUGCCGGGUUUUGUAAUGUGUCAAAUAUUUCAUAACGUCAGUAAAUAAAUAUUUUCAUCUACUGCC